AUGGAUCCCUCCCCACGCCAUCUAGCCAACGAUUCUAACAACUCGCUCCAUUUGUUGUGUAUGCUGUUCCCAGAGCAACAACAAAAAUAAAUCACCCCCGAACUACCCGCUCACGAUGAGGCGUGGAUCAUCAGGGCGUGGCGGUCUGUACGCCAGUUUUGUCUCCUCCUCCUCCUCCUCGUCGUCGUCAUCGCGACCGUCGUCGACCUCAGAUUCGCUGAAUCGACCUUAUCGAGGGGCGGAAAUCCCGCCGCCGUCCAAUUUGAGCUCAUCAGCACGACGAGGAGGUGGAUUCCCGCCCCCAGCCUGCCUAGAUUCACGGGCUGGUCCUGCGGCUAGUAGCGGUCUGUCCGUCCAAGACCGCGCUAGUUUCAACAACCCAACCCCAGGCAUCAGUAAACACGGAUACUCGUCGAUAUCGUCAAUCAAUGCGUCUCAUUUGAGUUGGCAAGAGACGCCCAUUAAAAAGCAACGCACCGAAGAAGAGUACUUCAACGACGAUGAUGAAGAAGACCUAUCCGCCAAGAAGCGCAAGAGUCAAUCCGAUGAGAUGGACUUACCUUACCAACCCGCUCCCGGAUCGCCCGGAGCGGCAGCCGCUAAAGAGGAGUCCGAUUCCGAAGAAGACCCCUUGGACGCCUUCAUGGCCAAUCUAGAGCAGGAUGUCAAGAAACGCGGCUUGAACAAGGUCGAGGCUUCGGUCACGGCUUCUUCCACGGCCACGAAGAAACCCAAAGAGAUGAAAGGCACGCGCGUCGACAUUGAAGAGGCUGACGAUGAGGAGUCCUAUUACAAAUGGCUGGAAGACAAUCCCAAUGCCGGUCGCGGGCCCGAAGACGAGGACCUGGCCGUUGAAUAUGACGCCGAUGGGAACCCGAUCAACCCGCCCCAUAGCAAAUAUAUCGACCCGCUCCCACCCAUCGAUCACCAUGCCAUCAAAUACGAACCCUUCGAGAAGAACUUCUACAACGAGCAUCCGGACAUCGCCUCCCUCAGUAUCAUCCAAGUCCUGGACUUGCAGCAAAAACUCGGUCUCAACAUCUCGGGAGCCAUUCCGCCCAAACCCGUGACGAGUUUCGGCCAUUUCGGAUUCGACGAGCCGCUCAUGAAGGCCAUUCGCAAGUCUGAAUUCACUCAGCCCACGCCCAUCCAGGCCCAAGGCAUCCCGGCCCUCCUCUCUGGACGGGACGUGAUCGGGAUCGCUAAGACGGGCUCGGGUAAGACGGCCGCGUUCCUCUGGCCCAUGUUGGUCCACAUCAUGGAUCAACCUCGGCUGAGCAGAGGUCAUGGUCCCAUUGGUCUGAUCUUGGUUCCCACGCGAGAAUUGGCCACUCAAAUCUAUUCGGAGGCCAAGAAGUUCGGCAAGGUCUACGAUUUGAAAGUGGUAUGCGCUUAUGGAGGCGGUUCGAAAUGGGAGCAAUCCAAGGAUUUUGAAUCGGGGGCGGAGAUCGCGAUUGCCACUCCCGGUCGGAUGAUCGACUUGAUCAAGAUGAAGGUUACGAACCUGGAGCGAGUGACCUAUUUGAUCUUGGAUGAGGCGGAUCGGAUGUUCGACAUGGGCUUUGAGACUCAGGUGCGGUCGAUUUGCGAUCAUGUUCGACCCAAUCGCCAAUGCGGAUUGUUCAGUGCCACCUUCAAGAAGCGAAUCGAGCGGUUGGCCCGGGAUUCGCUGUCCGAUCCGAUCAAGAUCGUGCAAGGAUCCAUUGGUGAGGCCUCCGAGGAUGUGAAGCAAAUCGUGAAAGUCAUGGAAGUGGGCGGGUUCAAAUGGAAUUGGCUGCUCAAUAACCUGGUGGAGUUCACUUCUACCGGCUCGGUAUUGAUAUUCGUGACAAAGAAGCAGAAUUGCGAAGAGUUGGCGCACAAUUUGCACCUGAAACAGAUCGAAUGUCGAUGCAUUCACGGGGAUCUUCACCAAUCCGAACGUAACGAGAUCAUUCAGAAGUUCAAAAAGAAGGAAUUCGAUAUCCUAGUGGCCACCGACGUGGCAGCUCGAGGCUUAGACAUUUCCCACAUCCGUACCGUGGUCAACUUUGACGUGGCCCGAGAUAUCGAUACCCACACCCACCGAGUGGGCCGGACCGGUCGAGCCGGCAUCAAAGGCAAAGCAUACACCCUCAUCACCGAGAAAGACAAGGAAUUCGCCGGACACAUUGUCCGAAAUCUCGAGGCUGCCAAUCAGGAUGUGUCCAAGGAUCUCAUGGACUUGGCCAUGAAGAGCUCUUGGUUCCGCAAUUCCCGGUUCAAACGCGGUCGAGGUAAAGGUUGUCAGGUGGAUCGACCCGGUUUGGGCAUGGGCUCGUCUUCGUCGUCUUCUUCUUCGACUUUGUCAUCCUUCCCCGCCCUCGGUCAUGAGCAGUACGCCUACGGAGACUCAUCCGCCCCCAAAGAAGUGACUGCUUCGGGUGAGAGUCGGAUAUCGGGCUUGAAGAUGGCCUUUAAGCAUCAGUACAUGUCCAAAUUCCAAAAGGCAUCCAAUAGUGAGGAGAGCGAUAUCGGUCCCGCCGGGGUCCACCCCUCCAUUCAAGAGCAAAUGAUGCCCCCGCCCCCGGGCAUAGGCUCGCCCCUAGCCCCCCAGCCUCAGCCCCCGCCAUCUUCGAUGGGCUCGACGAAUGAUGCUCCUCGAGAACGAAAAAGAAAGUCUCGAUGGGAAUGACGAGUAUCUAUCAAAUUGUGUAUUGGUUCAAGCGAAGAAAAAUACUAAUAUGAUUGAUUCAUUGUUCCGGUUGGACAUAAUACAUGACAUGGAUGAUUCA
Molecule: messenger RNA, 2753 nt
Organism: Tigriopus californicus
Lineage: Eukaryota; Metazoa; Arthropoda; Copepoda; Harpacticoida; Harpacticidae
Product: ATP-dependent RNA helicase DDX42-like
Exons: 2
Coding region: 116-2653 (845 amino acids)
Molecular function (GO): RNA helicase activity; ATP binding; nucleic acid binding
Source: RefSeq, a predicted model, not a curated record